This is a messenger RNA of Paramecium octaurelia, 526 nucleotides long. The record is from the annotation of a GenBank genome assembly. NCBI's taxonomy places the organism in Eukaryota, Ciliophora, Oligohymenophorea, Peniculida, Parameciidae.
GAUAGCCUUAUCGAUUGAAUAAAUUUCUCCAAGAGUACCAGUACCACAGAUUUAAGUACCUGUUGAAAUAUUAGGAUUGUCUUUAUAAGCUUUGAACCCAUCAAUAUACAAUAUAUAUUACGAACCACUCCAUGGAUUCAAUCUAUAUAUAGUUAUUUUAAGGUACCUCCAAAAUUUAAAUGAAAACCUUAACUUAUAAUGAGGGGGUAGGAUAAAUGUCUUUGUGAGCGCUGUUUGGUAGCUAAAAACAGAAAGUCCUCCAAAAAUCAUAGAAAUUCCACAAUCCGUAAUGUGAUUAAAGGAUUACGUCUAAUAUGUUUACCAAUCUAAAAUAUGACAUUUUAUGUUACUAUCAUCUGAAUUAAUUGGGUUGAAAAAGGAUCUGCUUAUUUCUGUCUAUGCCAUGACCUAAAGACAAACUUUGUUUUGAUCAAACAGAUUUCCUAAAAUAGAUAAACAAAGGAAGCAUUAAAGUGCUUUUUUUGUAUUGCAUAAUAAAAGCAUGAACCAAAGCAUGUUGUGUUAC